Colletotrichum phormii is the source of this 1311-nucleotide messenger RNA. RefSeq lists its product as uncharacterized. The record is from RefSeq and is a predicted model, not a curated record. The coding region runs from base 1 to 1311 and encodes 436 amino acids. The transcript has 2 exons. Lineage: Eukaryota; Fungi; Ascomycota; Sordariomycetes; Glomerellales; Glomerellaceae.
AUGCCCGGAAGCGUCCGAGAGUGGCCUGCGUGGCCGGAGUACACCGAUAAGGAUGUCCAUGAACUGAAAGACCCAGACUUCUUCAGCACCAAGAAGGCCGUCAUAUCUCAGUAUGGUGCAGAGGCUCUGAGAGAAAGCUGGUUUCGAGUUUGUGAACAGCUCAAGGCUGUCACUGAUGAGAUAGUCAGCAAGGGUCGCACAAUUAUACCAGUCUUCGACGCCCACAACCUCCUUGACAAGGGUUUCACGGAAACCGAAAGGGACGAAUUGAAGAGAGUCGGCACCUUUGUUGUUCGUGGGGUAAUUCCCAAGGCUGAGGCAACUCAGCACUACGAAGAACUCAAACACUACGUCGCCGAAAACAAGCACAAAAUCCAGGGGUGGCCUAAAGAGACCCCUUCAAUGCUGAUGCUGUACGACUCGCCGACCCAGAAUGCCGUCAGAUCACACCCCAAUCACCUUCAACUCCAACGCCUCCUCAACCAGCUUUGGCACGACGAAAGCGGUGAAGAUACGUCCCCAGACUCUUUGGUGUACUACGACGGAGUACGAGACAGACCCCCACAACAAGAAUUCCUUGGACUCGGGCCGCACAUAGACGCUGGUAGCUUGGCUCGUUGGGCAGAUGCGGCAUACAGAGAAGUGUAUGGCAACAUCUUCUCGGGCAAGCCUGAGAUGCAUGAUCCCUACGACCUCAGCUUCCGUCAAGCUGCCAACCAAGAGUUGUAUCCAGGUGUUGCUCAUUCAUCGGUCUUCCGCUCUUUCCAGGGGUGGACUGCCCUAACACGAACAGCCCCAAGCGAGGGAACACUUCUCGUCUACCCCAACGUCGCUAGUGUCGUUGCAUACAUGGUAUUGAGACCAUUUUUCAAGCCUCCUGUCGACUCUGCAAAUGUGAUGGAUGCAAGCAAGUGGACUCUUGACGAAUCUGGCUAUUUCCCUGGGACGUUCAAGACCCAGAGCCAGCGGCUGAGUCGCUCGUCGCAUCCUCACCUGAGGCUGAAGGAGUGCCUCAUCCAUGUGCCCAAGAUGGAGCCAGGUGAUACUGUUUGGUGGCAUACUGAUGUUUGCCAUGCCGUCGAUCCAGUGCACGAGGGAUCGGAGAAUGCAUCCGUUUUAUACAUCGCCGCAUGCCCCACUACUACAAACAACAAGGCAUAUGUGAAGAUGCAACUUUCUGAGACUCUUGCGGGGAGACCACCGCCAGACCAGCAAGAAGGGAAUGAUUUAAACGAAAGCACACUCAAGGGAUACGUAGGACUGGAAGAUUUGAGUGCGGAAGCAAAACGUGCAUUUGGUUUUGGAUUGUAG